Annulohypoxylon truncatum is the source of this 1566-nucleotide messenger RNA. Its product is annotated as FAD-binding domain-containing protein. The transcript has 5 exons. The coding region runs from base 1 to 1440 and encodes 479 amino acids. Gene Ontology annotation, molecular function: FAD binding. The record is from RefSeq and is a predicted model, not a curated record. Lineage: Eukaryota; Fungi; Ascomycota; Sordariomycetes; Xylariales; Hypoxylaceae.
AUGGUCUCUAUCGCGCAAUCCGCUAUUUCGAAUCUAAAAGAGGCCGGCUUAGGAGAUGUCUUGUAUACCCGUGGUCAGCAGACUUACGAGGCUCAAGAGGAAUCCUACUGGUCAUUAACGCCCCGUCAACGACCCUGGGGUAUCGUGCAGCCCCGGAAUACGGAAGAGGUUUCCAAGAUAGUAAAGGCUCUGGUGAGAACAGCUGGCUGCAAGUUUGCUGUCCGUAGUGGUGGCCAUAUGGUACACGCGGGGGCGGGCAACGAUAUCGAAGACGGUGUGACCAUUGAUCUUGGCCUCAUGAAGGGGACGACUUACCACCCAGAAACUGGAUUUGCGUCAAUACAACCCGGUGCCAGAUGGAAGGACGUCUAUACAGAUGUAGAGAAGCACGGAGUAAUGGUUGCUGGUGGCCGUGAGGGAAUGGUCGGCGUUGGAGGUUUUCUAACUGGCGGUGGGUUGACAUUUUACAACUGUCGCUAUGGGUGGGGCUGUGACCAAGUUGUCAAUUACGAAGUCGUUUUGGGCGACGGAAGCGUAGUCGAAGCCAAUAGUACAACGAAUUCGGACCUCUUCCGUGUUCUGAAGGGAGGCAAUAACAACUUCGGCAUAGUCACGCGGUUUGACAUGCAAACCUUCAAAGCGUCCAAUAUCUGGGACGGCAGCUCCGUGAUCUCUCCAGCCUAUACCGACCAGGUCAUCGAAGCAUAUGUCGACUUUUCGACGAAUCUCGUCAAGAACGGCGAUAGCCAUGUUCUCACGAUGUUCACUUUUAUACCUUUUGUUCAAGAGCAUAUCAUAAAUAUCCUCUUCACUAGUCUCGACGGGGUCGAGAACCCGCAAACCACCCGGAAGUUCCUGGAGAUCCCCGGUCAGCAGAAUGUAAAAACUACGACUAUAGCGAAUAAAAUAGCAGGUUUCAUUCUUCCUUCGGGCAAGUAUGAUUUCUGGAUGACGAUUACCUUCAAGUUCGACCAUCGAAUCAUACGUAGAACAGUCGAUGCGUACGAGACCUUAUUAGGACAACUAAAAGAGGCCAUUACGGAUAACAGUUUUGGCGUGAACAUGGUCCUUCAGCCAUUGCUUGCGUCCUGGACGCAGCAUUCCUUGGAUCGAGGUAGUAACAUGCUUGGGCUCGAGCGGAUAACGGAGGACUGCGUCAUAGUCGUGGUCGGAGUCGAAGUCGCAACGUCCGAGUUAUCUGACAAGGUCAGCGAGCCUGCGACAAGAGCGAUGUUUAGUGAGGUCGAAUCGUACGCCAAGUCGCUCGAUAAAGACGUCGGAUUUCUGUAUCUAAAUUACUGUGAUGGAUCGCAAAACCCUCUCGGCAAUUACGGUGAGGAAAACGUUAAAAAGAUGAAAGAAGCGUCAGCGAAAUACGAUCCGAUCGGAGUAUUCCAGGAGCGCGUUCCGGGCGGUUAUAAAAUUUCCAUGAUGAAAUGAAGGUGUCACGAGAUCGAACAGACGAUAGAGGCAGCGUGAAACCAAUGCCAUGAUCCAAGUUUCGUUACUUGUUAUAUCUAAAUAUGAGGGAGGUAUUACCGUUGACGAUGAGGCUCGUACCGAAUA